AUGGUACUCGAGGCUGUCGCACAGAAAGUUCUUGUUGUCGGCGGCAACGGAUUUAUUGGUUCCGCAGUGUGCAAGGCCGCGCUCGCGCGGGGAAUGCAAGUUACUAGCAUCAGCUCUUCUGGAAAGCCGUAUACGACACCAAAGGGACAUUCACCCGCAUGGACUAGCAAAGUCGAUUGGCGACGAGGAGACGCAUUAAACCCCGAGUCGUAUGCCCAUAUUCUCCCCGAAGUGACGGGCGUCGUGCACACGCUCGGAACGCUCCUGGAGGACGCAGAGUACAAAAAGGCCAUACGUGAAGGCAACGUGUUUGGGCUCGCGGGAAGCGUGAUAGGAGGGCUAACAGGCGCGAGCUUUGGUGGGGGUAAUCCACUCGAGCGCAAAAACGAGGAGCAUAGCCGAGGAAGUUACGCCCUGUUGAAUCGCGAUGCCGCCUUAAGGGUGUGCGAGGCAUUCAUCAGUUCGAAACCAAACACUCCGCUAAGCCUUCCGCGAUCCUUUGUGUUCAUCUCAGCGGAGGACAUCUUCCGCCCACUGGUUCCUGCAGGCUACAUCGAGACGAAGCGCGAAGCCGAGCGACAAAUUGAAAGCAUGAUGCUCGGACGGCAAGACUACCGGGGGGUUUUCAUUCGACCAAGCCUCGUGUACCACGCGCAUUACAGGCCGUUAACCUCUCCCGUCGCGGCGCUCCUGGAUCUUUCCGCAUCUCUGCAUUCUCGCGCGCCCGUUCAAGUACCAACACCUUCCAGCGUACUGCGCACGCUAGCGUCGCUGUCGGGCUCAUCGGCCGCGGUGCCCGAAGAACGGCGUUCACCGCUGGAAUCUAUGGCCAAUGCCCUUAUCGUCCCCCCCAUACACGUCGAUCACGUCGGAGAGGCGUGCAGCAUUGCUGUGGAUGUAUCGCGAUUUGAUGUCGCUGGUCCGGUCGGUGUACGGGAGAUGAGACAUCUCAUCGGGUGGGAGCAGAAGGGACAGCCCGCCGCGCCUCCUCAUCCUAGUCACACCGCAGUUCCCGGCCGCGAAGCGGUAUAGUUUGUUAGUUGCAAGAUGG
Punctularia strigosozonata HHB-11173 SS5 is the source of this 1051-nucleotide messenger RNA. RefSeq names its product mitochondrial protein. Gene Ontology annotation, molecular function: protein-containing complex binding. The record is from RefSeq and is a predicted model, not a curated record. The coding region runs from base 1 to 1032 and encodes 343 amino acids. Lineage: Eukaryota; Fungi; Basidiomycota; Agaricomycetes; Corticiales; Punctulariaceae. Gene Ontology annotation, cellular component: mitochondrion. The transcript has 6 exons.